AUUUUCUCUCUAAUGUCACAGAACCUAACUUUUUACGUAAAAUACUUAGUCUGUUUUACCCCAAACUAUCAAAAUGUGUGACGAUGAUGUUGCUGCUCUUGUUGUCGAUAAUGGUUCCGGAAUGUGCAAAGCCGGAUUUGCCGGGGAUGACGCCCCACGUGCAGUGUUCCCAUCUAUUGUUGGAAGGCCAAGGCAUCAGGGUGUCAUGGUAGGAAUGGGACAGAAAGAUUCCUAUGUCGGAGAUGAAGCCCAAAGCAAAAGAGGAAUUUUGACUCUUAAAUAUCCAAUCGAACACGGAAUCGUCACAAACUGGGAUGAUAUGGAGAAAAUCUGGCAUCACACAUUCUACAAUGAAUUGAGAGUUGCUCCAGAAGAACAUCCCGUACUUCUCACUGAGGCCCCACUCAACCCCAAGGCCAACAGAGAGAAGAUGACUCAAAUCAUGUUCGAAACUUUCAACACUCCAGCAAUGUACGUUGCAAUCCAGGCCGUACUUUCUCUCUACGCAUCUGGACGUACUACCGGUAUCGUCUUCGACAGCGGUGAUGGUGUUUCCCACACUGUCCCUAUCUACGAAGGUUACGCACUCCCUCACGCCAUCAUUCGUUUGGAUUUGGCUGGACGUGACUUGACUGAUUACUUGAUGAAGAUUCUUACCGAGAGAGGAUACUCUUUCACCACAACUGCCGAACGUGAAAUCGUUCGUGACAUCAAAGAGAAACUCUGCUACGUCGCUCUAGACUUCGAAGCAGAAAUGGGUACAGCAGCCACCAGUAGCUCGUUGGAAAAGUCUUACGAACUUCCUGACGGACAGGUCAUCACCGUCGGAAACGAACGAUUCCGUUGUCCCGAAACCUUGUUCCAACCAUCAUUCAUUGGAAUGGAAUCUGCUGGAAUUCAUGAAACCGCAUACAAUUCAAUCAUGAAAUGUGACGUCGAUAUCCGUAAAGAUUUGUACGCCAACACUGUCUUGUCUGGAGGUUCUACUAUGUUCCCCGGAAUUGCCGAUCGUAUGCAGAAGGAGAUCAGCGCACUUGCUCCACCGACAAUGAAGAUCAAAAUCAUCGCCCCACCUGAGCGUAAAUAUUCCGUCUGGAUCGGAGGCUCCAUUCUCGCCUCUCUUUCCACUUUCCAACAAAUGUGGAUCUCCAAACAGGAAUACGAUGAAUCCGGCCCCGCAAUCGUCCAUAGAAAAUGCUUCUAAGCCAUCAUAGUUUCAACUACUAAUGUAGCGUAGACCGUGUCAAAUUAUUUCAAGAAAACUAAAAUUGUCUUCCAAAUUUUUUCCGAUAAGAAGAUUAGUUUAGAUUUUGAAAAAAAAUUUGAUGCUUUCUGCGCUACUUGGUAGUAAUAAAAUUUUCCUCUAUCAUCUAGUCAACUAACAUUAUAUCCAUCAUGUAUUUCCAAGAGUAAUAUCCUUGCAUUAGGUAGUUUCAAUCCUGAACCAUCAACCGUACCGUUAUUAUAUAUGGAAAUUGUAUUAUUAUCAAACAGGACUCGUGCAAUCUGUUUGUUGAUCAUAUCUGAGUCUGUUGUAAAAUACUUGUUAAUACUGGCAUACCGUAAUGUGUUCCAUGUUUUAUUCUUACUCGGAUGGUACAAAAUUUAAAUUUUUGAUAUUUGCAUAAAAUUUAGCAAUUGCGUUUUUAUAUUUCUAUUGUUGCAAAUUCUUACCCAUAUACUUAACUUUUCUUUGGGCAAGCUCGGACCAUGAAUAAAUUUACAUGUUAUCCACGGUCCGUGUUUGUCCUUGGACAACAGAAUCUAUCAAAUAUACUUAGAUGUCACGUGAGCAACAAAGGUUCAUCAUUGUGAAUAUUACAUUGUGUUGUGUCGCAGUUAUGACGUCAUUAUUGAAUUUAGUCAUGCUAGAAUAUGACAUCAUAAUUACUUAAAAUGAAGUUUUUAUGGCGUCACUUCUUCGAUUAUGACGUCAUAACUAUUUUUAGCUUCAUUGUAUUAUAAUACUAUACUCAGUGUGCAACUUUACCAUCAUUGUGUUAUAAAUGUCGAAAACCCUUUUACAUUCCGUCCAAUCUUGUCUUCAACGCCAUUUUUUGUUACCCGCCAUUAUUGUCUUUCCCUAUCCCUACGUCAUAGUACUUUACUUGAACUAUAUGUUACCUAACAGUACUAACUUGCCCUUGUUUUGUUUUAG
Messenger RNA from Styela clava, 2158 nucleotides. RefSeq names its product actin, cytoplasmic-like. Lineage: Eukaryota; Metazoa; Chordata; Ascidiacea; Stolidobranchia; Styelidae. The record is from RefSeq and is a predicted model, not a curated record.